UUCCCUAUGUGUCUUUACUCUACUCCUGCAUCUCUCCAGUGCAAUCUGCUCUAGUGUCCCCUUCUGCUAUAUGUAUCUCAGCUUGGCCUGGCUGUGGGAUUUUCAUGAAUAUCUUCUCCCCCCUUCUCCGUCCAAGCCAUGCAAUGUAUGCAGAGAGGCCGGCCUGCAGAUAUUUCAUUUUCUGCACAUUCCCUUUACUUCUGGCUAUUUGCCACGGCACAAGGCUUCACCGGGAUAACCCACACUCUCUGCACAAGGGACAAGAGCACUUGGACCAUUCCUUACCAUUGGCCUUCGAAGUUGUCGAGCCGGUGAAAGUCGAUGAGAAAGGAAACUUUCUGUCCUACAACUUACAGCACCGAAGAAAACGUAGCGUCGCCUCUCAAGCAAUACAUUACAGAAUUCACCACAAAACCCACAACCUGUUUUUUAACCUGACAUUCAGGGACGGAUUCCUCUCGGAUAAUUUUAUACUUGAAAGAAGAAAUGGAAAUUCCAGCCAUGCACGGAUUUCCCCACAGUUGGGGAAUGGAUGCCAUCUCAUCGGCACGGCGCAACGGGCGCACGUCGGAGGCGGUGUUGCUGCUAUUAGUGUGUGCAAUGGAUUGGCUGGAUUUUUCCGUCUUCCUGAUGGGGACUAUUUCAUUGAGCCAUUUCAUGGUGCUACACAGGUCUCAGGAAAGCCACACCAGCACAUUAUAUACCAGAGGGACUCACCUCACAGGAAUCGCAGGGAACUCCCUAUUUCUACUGGAGAUUUUUGUGCAGUAAAUGAUAAUUCUAAGUCUGUUCUCCAGCAAGAACGUCAGCGUGAGGAAUGGGAGAGGAAGCACCUGAACGGCAGGAAAAUAUCACAACGCUCAGUCAGCAAAGAACGCUGGGUGGAAACCCUUGUAGUUGCGGACACCAAAAUGAUCGCCUACCAUGGCAGCAAUAAUGUGGAAUCCUAUAUAUUUACCAUUAUGAAUAUGGUGACGGGAUUAUUCCACGACCCAAACAUCGGCAACGCAAUUCAUAUUAAAGUGGUUCGCCUUAUUUUGCUGGAAGAGGAAGAGGAAGGACUCAAGAUCGUUCACAAUGCUGAUCAAACAUUGGCCAGUUUUUGUAAAUGGCAGAAGAGUAUCAAUCCAAAAAGUGAUGCACACCCUGCUCACCAUGACGUAGCAGUGCUGCUAACCAGGAAAGAUAUCUGUGCUUCAAAGAACAGUCCUUGUGAAACGCUGGGUCUUUCUCACCUCUCCGGCAUGUGUCAGCCUUCCAAGAGCUGUAACAUUAACGAGGAUACCGGCCUCCCUCUUGCAUUUACUAUUGCACACGAACUUGGACACAGUUUUGGAAUACAGCACGACGGCCAAGGGAACGACUGCGAGAUCGCUGGUAGAAACCCGUAUAUCAUGUCGAGACAGCUACAGUACAAUACUUCCCCCCUAACAUGGUCUCCUUGCAGCAAGGAAUACAUCACCCGCUUUCUAGAUCGUGGUUGGGGAUUUUGUCUUGAUGAUGUGCCAGCAAAGAAAGACCUAAAGCCACCGAUCAUUGCACCAGGAGUAUUAUAUGAUGUCAAUCACCAGUGCCAGCUGCAGUAUGGGCCUAAUGCAACCUUUUGUGAGGAGGUCGAUAAUGUGUGCCAGACCCUCUGGUGUUCCGUGAAGAAUUCCUGUCGCUCCAAACUUGAUUCUGCCGCUGACGGAACCAGAUGUGGCGAGAGUAAGUGGUGCUUCAAUGGCAAGUGCAUUAAUGUCGGAACAACCCCACAAACUAUAAAUGGGGGAUGGGGAGCAUGGACCCCCUGGUCUCAUUGUUCAAGAACAUGUGGUGCUGGAGCGGAGAAUGCAGAAAGGAAAUGUAACAACCCACAGCCGAAAUUUGGAGGCAAAUAUUGUACGGGGGAAAGAAAGCGCUACAGGAUAUGUAACAUACAGCCCUGCCCCAAAGACUAUCCAUCCUUCCGUGAGAUGCAGUGCACUGAAUUUAACACGGUACCCUACAAGAAUGAACUGUACCAAUGGAUUCCUAUUUACAAUACAGAGAAUCCAUGCGAGCUGCACUGCAGGUCCUCCAGCGGGAACUUCGCCAAUAAAUUCCUUGACGCGGUGAUUGAUGGCACGCCUUGCUUUGAGAGGAACAAGAGCCGAGAUGUCUGCAUUAAUGGCAUAUGCAAGAAAGUUGGCUGUGAUUAUGAAAUAGACUCGAAUGCUACCGAGGAUCGAUGCGGCAUCUGCCUGGGAGACGGCUCAAGCUGCCAAACAAUCAAAAAAGUAUUUAAUCAAACAGAUGGAUUCGGUUAUGUUGACGUAGGGCUGAUUCCAAAAGGUGCUCGAGACAUUAAGAUAGAAGAGGUGGAAGAGGCUGGAAACUUUCUGGCACUAAGAAGUGAAGACCCAGGAAAAUAUUAUUUGAAUGGAGCAUAUAUAAUCCAGUGGAAUGGAGAAUAUAAGGUGGCAGGAACAAUAUUUCAUUAUCAAAGGAAUAAUGACACUGAGAACAUAACAGCCUCCGGGCCGACAAACGAGUCAAUCUGGAUACAGCUCCUGUUUCAGGAACACAACCCGGGAGUACGAUAUGAGUAUGUCAUACAAAAAGAUGUCAACUUGGAAAACGAGAUCGAGUCAGUAUACACGUGGAGAUACGGAGGCUGGACAGACUGUAGUGCGACUUGCGGAACUGGGGUUCAGCACCAAAUUUCUCGAUGCGUGAACAAAAAAAGAGGCGUCGUUAAGAAUACCUUCUGUGAUCAAGAAAUGCAGCCAAUCACACGCCAGAAGAAAUGCAAUACUAAGGAAUGCCCGCCCAGGUGGUGGGUUGGACAGUGGCAGCAAUGUUCCACUACCUGUGGGCCAACAGGUGAGAAAAAAAGGACAGUUCUUUGCCUUAAAACAUCAGGAUCUGAUGAAGAAGCCCUUCGGUCUGAGGACUGUCAUCAUCUAACCAAACCCAAAGUAUAUCUGUCCUGCAACAGAGACAUCCUAUGCCCCUCCGACUGGACUGUGAGCAACUGGAGUGAGUGUUCCGUCACUUGUGGUGGUGGAGUCCGGACCCGCAACAUUACCUGUGCCAAAAAUAACGAUGAGCCGUGUGAUUCCUCUAAAAAGCCAAAUAGUAAAGCACUUUGUGGCCUCCAGCAAUGCUACGUACAAAAAACAUUGCCCAAGCCUCCUAUUAAGUACAAUUAUAGGAAGAAAAUAAUAAAGAAAAAAUCUGGUGAUCCAAAGAGGCGCAUCUUCUUACCAAAUAAAAAUCACCGGGUUCAGACGACAACAGGAUUACCCAGAGUGUUCAUGUCAACUUCAUCCACAAAUUCUUCCUCCCCGAGCGUGAAGUCGAUUAAAGAGGAUUUCCAAAUCAACGAAAUUCCGAAUUCUACUCACUUUAACAUAGAUUACAAAUAUAACUUUGUGCUGGUUGAAAACAACAAAAGGAAAGUCCAUGUGAAUGCCACAAGCAUCAGUCCAUCAGUUUCCAACAGGACCAAGGUGGGAAAUAUGGAAACUGGUACAGAAAGCAUCGCUGAAAAAGACUCUCCUCCUAUAUUCACCACCACUCGCCGGCCUGAAGAACUCACCUCAAAAUACCAGCUUCUAACGGAACAACCACAAUCCCAAACAGAGUCAGGAAACAUGAGAGGUUCAACAGUGGAUCCCAAUGGUGACUAUGAUACAGACAUCAACUUUAUCAUCGAAUCAAGGAGUAAAAGACACAAAGGGAAAACAAACCAGAAUCAAAAUCAUCCUGGCACAAAUCUGAAUCAGACAGAAUCUCCAACUAAUUCCUCAAUAUUAAUUAACCAAACACCGUUAAGUACAUAUAAUACUGUCAGUAUAUCAAACACAGAGGGUAAUUCCACCAGAAAUAACCAGGAUUGGCGAGAUGUAGCACCAACAGCCUCAGCACAACCAUCUUUUCUGCAAGUUACAACAAGUAAUACCCCAGAGAAUUCAACCUGGAAAGUAAACAAUGCGUCUAACAGGUACCUCCUGAAUUACACACACUAUGAAAAUGGCACAGGAUUAAACUUUAAUGUGUCCAAAGAGGUUUACUGGAUUGUUGGGAACUGGAGCGAGUGCUCAACAUCCUGCGGCCUUGGGGCUAUGUGGAGACCUGUAGACUGCAGUACUGAAUUCGAUGAUGACUGCAAACACAUUAAAAAACCUGAUCCUGCGAGAAGAUGUCAUCUCCGACCUUGUGCGAGAUGGGAAACUGGAGACUGGACCAAGUGCUCUAAGAACUGUCAAGGUGGAUUCAAGACCAGAGAAGUGCAGUGCGUAGACAUUCGAGAAAACAGACCCCUCCGACCCUUCCAUUGUCAGUCUCCUGGGAAAAAUCCAGAACAAAACGUUUCCUGCAAUACAGAACCUUGUUUGUCGUGGCUUGCUAAACCAUGGAGUGAGUGUUCCAAGACUUGUGGGGGUGGCAUCCGCCAAAGACAAGUGCUUUGCCCAAAAGAGGAUCGAUGCGAUUGGAAGAAGAUCCCGCCAGUCAGUUUACCAUGUAAUGACGAGCCGUGUACCCGGUGGAACAUCAGCUCAUGGAUGGAAUGUUCUGUUCCGUGUGGAGGUGGAACCCAGAGAAGAACCGUUGAAUGUAUAAACACACACAAUAACAGCACGGUACAUCAAGAUCUCUGCCAAAGAACAGAGGCCAAACCUCGACAAACUCAGGAAUGCAAUCAGCCGGAGUGCCAGAGAAACGCAGAAGACCCGGCUUGCAAACGGGACAAGAUGUCGGUUAACUUCUGCCGAACUGUGAAAUCUAUUGGUAGAUGCUCUGUGAAGAGUAUCCAAACGCAGUGCUGCUUUACCUGCAGUCGGCUCUGAACUUUCUUUGAAGAGGAAUAAAAUACAGAUGGACUCCAUGUAAUCUGGAUAAAGGGUUUCUGUAUAACGGAUCCCAUACCUGUAAUAAAACAGCUCUCCCUAUCAGAACUGGAUUCUAUGCCACCCUGGAUAUGUAAGGUGUAUAAGGCUCUGGGCUCAUUUUUGUGGACUUUUUUACGUGUGAUAUUCUGCCCGGAUUUCACAUGGAGGUUAGAGUUUUGGUGCUGUUUCUUAUUGGGGUUUAAUUCCAAGCAAAAAAGAAAACCAUGACAAUUAUUCCGUGUAUCACGGUUCGCAUGUGAAAAACUAAACUGCAAUGCAAAUAAUUUUAA
Xenopus tropicalis (tropical clawed frog) is the source of this 5146-nucleotide messenger RNA. It is a transcript of the gene adamts12, whose product is annotated as ADAM metallopeptidase with thrombospondin type 1 motif 12. The transcript has 25 exons. Gene Ontology annotation, biological process: proteolysis; extracellular matrix organization. The coding region runs from base 105 to 4814 and encodes 1569 amino acids. Lineage: Eukaryota; Metazoa; Chordata; Amphibia; Anura; Pipidae. The record is from RefSeq and is a predicted model, not a curated record. Gene Ontology annotation, molecular function: metallopeptidase activity; metalloendopeptidase activity.